This is a messenger RNA of Salvia miltiorrhiza (redroot sage), 849 nucleotides long. Its product is annotated as rhodanese-like domain-containing protein 6. The transcript has 7 exons. The record is from RefSeq and is a predicted model, not a curated record. Bases 1 to 849 code for a protein of 282 amino acids. NCBI's taxonomy places the organism in Eukaryota, Viridiplantae, Streptophyta, Magnoliopsida, Lamiales, Lamiaceae.
AUGAGUCAUGAGCAUGUUGUUGCAGCAGGUCCCACUAUAGGGACUUCAAAGGCAAAAGAACUGGUGACGUUAAGCUCUCAUCCCUUGUUGAAGUCUCCGGAGAUUUCAAAUGCUGGGAGACAUCUCUCGGCAGCUGAAUUUCACUCUGUUCUUCAGAAUGCUGGUAUUCUCUCUUUAUUGUUAAGUAGUGGCUCCAACAAGGAACUGAUACUGUUAGAUGCAAGAAACUUGUACGAGACGAGAAUAGGCAAGUUUCAUGCUCCAGAUAUCAAAACAUUGGAUCCAGCGAUCAGGCAGUAUAGUGACUUGCCCUCAUGGAUUGAUGACAAUUCCGAGCAAUUGUGGGGGAAUAAUAUCCUUAUGUACUGUACUGGAGGAAUUAGAUGUGAGAUGGCAUCAGCCUAUAUCAGAUCUAAAGGUGCUGGUUUUGAAAAUGUUUUUCAGUUAUAUGGUGGAAUCCAGAGAUAUAUGGAACAAUUCCCAGAUGGAGGCUUCUUCAAAGGAAAAAAUUUUGUUUUUGACCAUCGGGUUUCUGUUGGGAGCUUAGAUCCUAUUAUGUUGGGAACUUGCCUCCUCUGUGGCGUGUCAUUUGAUAACUACACUUCACGUUGCCGGUGUACUCACUGUAGGAUGCUUGUGUUAGUCUGUGAUCAUUGUCGGGAAAUAAAUCGGUCUUAUGUUUGUGAAUUGUGCCAGAAAAAUGGCAAGCCUGUUAAAUCCAUUUGCUCUAUGUCGGGAGAAGUACCAGAAACAGCAUAUGAUAAUCAGAGUCUCGAGAUUGAUCAAGCCUCGUCUCUUCUAUCUUCGAGUGAAGGUAAGGUUAAAGGUUUUAUUCUUGACAUCCUUUAG